GCUAUAGAAACAUUCAACGCCGAUGUAUAGUUGCUUCCUUGGUAACUGUGUACACUCAUUCAUUCCACGUCUUCUGCAGAGACGGAGUUUAUCCAGAUAUAAUCGCUAGACGCGAAGAAAAUAUACAAAAAUGGCUUUAACGGACCCAAAACUUCCUCCACGCUUUGCAGUUUCCGACUGGCACACGUCAAACACGGUUAUAAGAACAAACGCUGAAAGACAACGCGAUGCUUCGCAUCGUGUUCGACAAGAAAGCCGCUUUUUGAGGAACGAGACAGAUAACCACACUCGUUGGACUCAACACGACAGCAACACGAAGCUUGAAAAGAGGAUACAUGACAUAAAUAACUGGAAGAAGAGCUUAGAAAGAUGUCUUGCCGAGACAGACGCCGAGAUCGCUCUGCUGCAGCAAGAAAAAGAACGCACUGAACGAGCGCUGGAAGCAAAGAAGGUUCCCCUUGAUAUCACCCUAGAAUGUCUUAUGCUAAGAGAAAACCGGCAAAAUAUUGAUCUUGUUCGAGAUGAGGUUGAAGCUCAGCUUCACAAGGUGAGAAAGACUGAAAAAUCAUUUUUUGUUUGUUUGAAAUCGUUAGUCUCAAGGUAUGUACAAUGUUAUGAAUCACGAUGUUUACUAAUUUUUUGUGUAAAUGUAAACAUUUCUAGAACAAAGACUUUUAUGACCUUCUGCUUCACUGGACGUUAAAAGUAAUUUAUAACGUCCCGCGAGAAGCUGUGUUGAGCAAUUUGAGUGCAAUUGCCAUCAUGAAAAAAUUCUAGCCCAAAACAUUUCAGUGUGUCUACCAUUUCAUAAAAUUUAUGUCGGUGCUAUGACCGGUAACUCAAUCUAGCGAAUAUUAUAGAGAAAACCUGUGUAAUUAUUGUCAUAAAUGAAUUCGUUUUAUUUCAGGAAGUGGAAGUAAUUGAAGGAGCAAAAGCUCUUCUACAACAGAAAGUCAAUGAAGCUGACGAACAGUUAUGGUAAGUUUGAUAAUAAUAAUAAGAAGAAUAAAGGAAACAAGUUCUUAAUAUUGAGUGAGAUAAAAAGGGCGGAAAUGUUGAAAGCUGUCAUAAAAGAUAACUCUUAUUCUUUUUUACUUGACUCAGUUUUCCUUAUUUUCUUCUGGCAAAUUGCUUUUGCAGGGCAGACGUAAAUUGCCUUUCUUAUGAAAGUUCCCUGGGGUGAGAGGGGGGUGCUCAAAAACGUUUUAUAUGGAGAGGCUCUGCUCCGAGGUCCAACCCCCUACCCUUUGCCACAUUUAUACCAUUUUAUAUACUAUUUUUGACAGAAAUGGUACCCCUUUCAUAUACCCUGUAUAACAAAUUGAUGGUACCCAUUUAGAACUUUGCAUCUCUUUAACUGCUGUUAGCGCAGUUUUAAAAUAAAUAAAUCGCAAAACCAGAAUGAUUUCUCAACUUUUUCACAGCCAUAAAGUGGAUCUGUUAGCUGAUUUCCCUUAACCUUUUCAUAUACUUUACACAGUGAAAUUACUGCCCCUAAUUCAUAGACCUGAAGCCUGAAAAAGGUACCCCCUUUGGACAAAGCCUCCCUGUAUAAGCAAUUAUAUGGAGUACCCCCCCCCCCAAACAACAUGGGACUUCCCUAUUUCAAUACCUGAUUCACCCUCUGUAUUGUUGUCUCUUCAUACAAUGUCUAUCUUAAAAAUUAUCUGGAGGUGCACAAUGCCCCACUACCCCACAAUGCAAUGAUAUAAGACAACUGCAGGGGGACAAAUCAGGUACAACCCACCCUUGUUUCCCCGGUACUUAGCUGCACAUCACAUUAACCAGAAGAAAACAGGGGCAAAACAUUAUUUGACUGCAAUAUAAACACUUAAAUAUACCAAAUUCUGGCAAGCCAUACUGUUUUAAUAAAGAAAUCCUUGCAAUCCAGUGCAAAUCUUUACUCAGCAUAUUUCAUGAACUAGCUGAGCGAAAAGUCAAUAAAGAGGAACACAUUUUUCUUUUUCUUUUGAAGUCUCCUUCAAGAAGCACAUCAUCAGCUUCAUCUUGACAUCACAGACAAGCAUACAACUCUUGAGCUUGAUGGUGAAUGCUAUCACCUAAACAACAACUCAGCAAACAUUGGCUUUCAAGUGAAUCCCACACGUACUGUCAAAGGAAGCGUCACCCCAGAGACCUGGGAUUCCUUUUCUAAUUACAACAAGUUACGUGCUGAGGCAGAGAUGAAAGCUUCUAAGCAUCUUAGAGAGGCAAUUUUUGCCACUCUACAACAGACAGCCAAUGAUCUUGAAGCUCAGCGACAGGCUUCCGAAUACGCAUUCCGCAAAAGGAUUCAUGAAACCAAUCAGGCUAGGUCAGAGCUGGAGUGGCAGCAAAAAAAUGUAAGUGUCAGAUACGAUAUAACAAUUACCAAUAUUUAUUUUUAUUUGGUUGCAUGGGUCUGUGAAUUGGCAAGAUGAGGCAAAUUCUGUGUUUUAAUUGGCCGCCCAAGCAGCUCAGAAUUAUCGUAACACCAUCCUCAAAACUAUCCAAAGUAACACAUUAUUUGAAAGUAUUUAUAAAUAUCUUUUUGAAUUGAUUAUAAUAAUUAUAAUAAUUCUAGACCAAAAAGCUAUUUAUAAAUACUUUCAAAUUAAUAAUUAUUAUUGGCAUACUUCGCAAAAAGGACCUGGACUUUGAAUUUGUCUCAGUCAAUAAUUCUACAUGGUACUAUUAAAUUUUUGUUUUUCAUAACUCUACAGAAUGAAGUUAUGUUUAUUUUCACUUUGGCUACAUUUGGGAUUGCACAAUGUAUGAUGUUAAAUUUGCUCUUCUUUGUAGACCAUGGAAGAAAUUUCAACCCUAGAAAAUGACAUCAAGGGAAUCAAGGAAGCAAUUGAUGCUAAGAAUGCACCAAUGAUGGUAAGUUAUUACAGCAGGGAUUGAGGACAAAGUUUUCCUCCAGUCUGUAACAAGAGAGAAUAAUGGGACCAACAGAGAAACAACCAAUCUAGCCCUUAAUUGGGAUAUGUGAAUUUCACCCACGUUAUUUUUCGACCAAUUGAAAGCUUGAAAUUAAUUAUCCGCAAACUUUUAUCCAGUGUUGUCAAGUAUCAUGCUCUCUUGUGUCGCCAUUACAAGAAUAUUAUGCACUGUUUGCUUUGAGGAAGUCACAUGUAGACUUAUAACAUUUCAAACAAUCGAUGAAAAUAUGCUGACUUUUCAGGAAUUAGACUCCCAUUUAACAUUGCAACCUCUAAAAAUAAUGUCAAUGUAUUUUACAUAUCCCUGCUAAUGCACUAAGAUUCCCUUCCUGCUCCUUUGUUCCUCUCAUGUCUAACUAAUGGCUGUCAUACUGGACACAAGGUAAAAAGUUUUUGUUACAAAUUCAGGUUGCACAAACGCGUCUGGAGAACAGGACUUAUAGACCAAAUGUUGAGUUGUGCCGAGACCAGCCCCAAUACCAGAUGUGCCAUGAAGUGGCUGAAAUAAGUGGCUCUGUCCGAGCACUGAAUGAGAAACUCAGAGAGGCCGAGAAUGCCUUGCAGGCUUUGCGGAGCAACCUGGAAAGGAUUAAUGAGGAUCUGGCUAUCAAGAACAACUCCCUUGCUCUGGACAGCAGAAGCAUGGAAGUUCGGCAGAAGAUGAGGGAAGUUCCUCACAGUAUGAUGAACACGGGAAGAGUAUUCAACACUAUAAAACAUUCAUCUCGUGUUCCCACUAUAGAAAAUGCUCCUUUUACUGAGGCACAACGCACCCAGUCACCUAUGCAGCUUACAUCCCCUCGAGCUACCAACACUUACACUCCACCAAUCACUGGAAGGAAGGUGCAAUCACCACUAGUUGAUUAGGAGUCAGGGCGACAUUUAAUAGUUAUUUAAGAGAGAAAAUGAUUGUGUGCAAAUUAGUACUUGGUGGGAAGCCUCAGAGAAUCUCAACAAAAGCUUGCAACAAAAGAUUUGUUAAGUAGUAAACUUUUAUUAUUUUUUCUCAAUGAUGCCUUUUUACACUAACGAAAAAGUAACAUUUUAAGUUGUUUUUGAGAUUAUAAGGAUAUAAAUAUAAUUUCUUUCUACUUUUAUUUCAACUCUUCCACUGUCAUAUUAUUGAAUGUAAAGCAAGCUCAUUUUAUUUGUAAAUAACUUAAUACUAAUGAUCAAUCAGCUACUAAUAAAA
Molecule: messenger RNA, 4116 nt
Organism: Porites evermanni
Lineage: Eukaryota; Metazoa; Cnidaria; Anthozoa; Scleractinia; Poritidae
Source: the annotation of a GenBank genome assembly